AUGGGCAAAGACAAAACAAAGUGGAACACGUUUGAUCGUUUUUGCGAAAUACUCGCAACCACAUUACCUAUUUGUUCAAAUGAGCUCUAUUCUCAUGGAAUGACAAAUUCAAAAGCAGCAAGCAAAGUUUUCAAGAAGCUCCAAUUAGAAACAAAAAAAAAUACAAAUUUCACAUUUCCUACUGCUAAAGGUUCAAGAAAAUACAAAGAUGGUUUACCAGCAACAUGCAACGCCCCAAAAGAUGACAAACGUGUGAAAGAUUUUUUUGAUACUUUCAUUCAAGAAAACAAGAAAUGGAUUGUUAACGAGAUUGAAAAAGAGAUUUCUGCUCACUCCAACAAAAAACAAUCAUUGGCUUCACAAAUUCAAGGUGACAGUAGUGACAGCGAAUCAGAACAUUCAGAUCAGGAUGAUGAGAAAGAUGAUUUGGAUUGGAUUGAUGAUAAUGGCAACGAUUUGCAGGAAGUUAUGUAUAAAGAAGCGCAAGAUAAAUUGAGAGACAAUGCGAAAAAGCGUACAAGAAAAGGUGAUACAGACAAAAGCGUCUCUCCUGUAUUCAAAAAAGCUCUUGCUUCUAUUCAAAAAAAAUCAUUGGUCAUUAAGAAAGAAUUGGACGAGUCAAAGACCAAGGAAACACCUUCAAUGGCUCCUGAGCUUGAUAUAUGUGGCAUGGAUUUGCAUGAUAUGUUUGAUCUUGAUCCAAAACCUGAGUCAACACCACAAGUUACUACGUUCAAAUCACCUGUUUUAGAAUUCCAGAUUUUCAAAUUGGAUCAGUUAAAGAAGCAAAUUUUUAUUAACGCUAAACAAGACUGUGAUACUAAUGAUAAGGAUAUGCAAAAUUCGACAAAGUUUUUAAAAACUAUGAAAGACAUGGAAGAAAAUAAUUCAAAAGUUAUUGCAGAUCAAUUAUUGAAAGUUCAGAAAGAAAAGGAGGAGUUACUUGAGAGAUUUAAAAAACAAGAAGAAGAUAUUGCAAAACAAGAGGAACAGUAUGUAAAACCUUUGACCAAAUUGGUGAAUGAAGUUGCAAAAUUGAUUGAGGUAAAGAAAGAGAAGAUUAGACAAAAAGAGGAAGAGGAGAAAAAUCAAAUAGAAGCAAAUUAUCAGAGUUUAUUUGAUUAA
Messenger RNA from Naegleria lovaniensis, 1125 nucleotides. RefSeq lists its product as uncharacterized. Lineage: Eukaryota; Heterolobosea; Eutetramitea; Acrasida; Naegleriidae. Bases 1 to 1125 code for a protein of 374 amino acids. The transcript has a single exon. The record is from RefSeq and is a predicted model, not a curated record.